CCGGAUGCCCACAGAAGUUCAAGCUCUGCUCUCUCAUCUCCGCCUGGAACCUCAUCUCCUUGCAGUAUGCUGCCUGCCCUCGAACCAGCGCGAACGCCGCCGUCGCAGCGCUGCACAUGUCCCGCGAAGGUGAGGUGAGAGAUGCGCCUGCCUUCACUUGCUCUGCGCGCGCUUUCCUCCGCCGGUGAAGGGCGCGCGAGGCUGCCAUCCACCACUUAACCACUGUCACUUCCUGGACUGCCUCCAAACUUUGUCAACAGCCGUACCAUCUCGCACCUCGACCACCAGUCGCUGUCAUUGCAACCAUUGCUGUCGCCUUCGUUUACAUCCAUACAUCAGCACGAGCCAAGCCCGAAAGCUCGACUUCACCUUCGUGCUAGGAACAGAUCAGGUCGGCGCCACACAAACGCUCGCACACUUCCCACACAUAUCGGCAAGCCGCAACGUCCGGUGCUGUGGCCGACUCCAGCGCGCGGAUUCCGACUUGUCAUGGCCGCCGCGAGAUCAUCGUCACAAGUAAUUGACCUUGUCAGCAGCAGCGAAGAUGAAGAUGACCUCCAGAUCUUAGACCGCCCGCCAAGAUCUGUGCCCGCCACAGCCUUUGGGAACCCGGAUCCUCAUGGCCUGCCGGAACUCGAGCCUCGAAAUGCGUACGACGCAGGCCUAGAAGACUAUGGCAUGGGUACUGCUCCUGGCUUCUUUCCGAACGGGAUCGAGGAUGACCAGAUAUUCCAUCAGGAUCCAGCAGAACGGGAGAGAACACGAGGCGGAGGCGAAUAUCAGUACUUCGGGGACGAGCUGGUGUGGAUUCCAGAUGAUUCUCCUCCUCCGUCUCCGGUCAGGCAGGCGUCUCCACCUGUGCAGGAGGGCGCGAAUAUGCGAUAUUUAGACUACGACAACGCAUUCCCACCACUCGCAAUCGCGCCGGUUUACAAUAGCGACACAUGUUUACAGCGGGUCUUGGAAGUGUUCCCGGAUGUCAGCCACGAACAUGUCCUUUCACUGUAUGCCGAACUUGGACAGCAGCAGCCACCCAUGCUUGGUCCCGAUAUCUACGAGAACAUCGUUACGAAGCUUGCUGAGGCGGACAACUACCCCAAACAGGGCAAGGGCAAGCAACCCGCAGCUAAGCGCAAGGCCGAGAGCGAACUCCAGAACGAUGACUUCAAGCGAUGGGAGGGUCCGGACAGACGAGCUCCUCUUAAGAUGCUGAAUCGGCCAGUGGCUUCGGCGUUGAAGGCAGAUUUUCCCGAUGUUCCUAUGAAGAUCAUCGCCGAGCAACUGUCUCAGCACCGUCAGCAGCUUUUCCAGACCUAUGUUGCGCUCGCAGCAAUGAGAGACGCGAAAGAUUCUGGUUGGACCGGACGUCCGUCAGCCAUGGCUAGCGCCGAUACAAUCGUUCUGAACACUGGGGUUCCUGAGCUCUACGAUGAGUUGCAAGCUGCUCGCAAGCGGGUCAGCGCUGUCAGAGCCGAGCGCACGAUUGAGCAAGCGAGACGUCGAGCCGAGGAAGAGAACCUGAGGCGAGCGGUCGAAGCUGGUGAGACCGCGGAAUGUCAGGCGUGUUUUGACGACCUUCCCAUGAAUCGACAAAUUCAUUGCAAUGGCGCCGAAGCUCAUUUUACCUGCUUCGACUGCAUUACCACGUAUAUCAAGUCAGAAGUCGGCCAAUCUCGCUGCGGUGUCAUGUGCACGGCCGGCUGCGGCUCCGGCUAUCCACACGCUCAACUCCAUCUCCUUGAAGACAAGCAGCUCCUGGAGAAGCUUGAACAACUACAACAGGAGAAGGACAUUCGCGAUGCCGAGCUCGACGAUCUGUCCGAGUGCCCCUUUUGCGACUACAAGGCCAUUCUACCAUCCAUCGAGGAGGACUUUGAAUUUAGAUGUCUGAAUCCAGACUGCGAGAAGGUCAGCUGUCGUCGAUGCAAGGCAGCCUCCCACAUCCCGAUUUCCUGCGAGGAACAUGCCAAGGACCACAAGCUCAACAGCAGACACAAGAUCGAGGAGGCGAUGACCGCAGCAUUGGUGAGAAAGUGCAACAAAUGCAGUAAACCCUUCAUCAAGGAUUUCGGCUGCAACAAGAUGUCCUGCUCGUCGUGUGGUAACUUACAAUGCUACGUCUGCUCGGAGACAGUCAGAGACUACAAUCACUUUGAUCAAAAUGCCGCAGGUGCCCGGAAUGUCAAUCCUGCCGGGCCUUCAUCCAAGCGUUGCCCUCUGUACGAUAAUGUCGAAGAGCGACAUGAACGAGAAAUUAAGGAAGCAGAAGCAAAAGCUCGGGCAGAGGCGUUAGAGGCGAAUCCAGACAUCACGGAAGAGGACCUAAAGAUCAAGGAAUCCGAUGCGGUACGGAAGGCUACUCAGGCCAAGAUCGGCCAACAAGGCGGCGUCCGCGGACCUCCUGGUUUCCCCGGCGGUGACUACGGUUUGUUCAAUCGCGGAGCUGGCCUUGACAUUGAUGCUGACCUGGACGACGAGGACCAUGAUGACCCGCAAUUCCGAGCAGCGGUACGUAGGCAACGUGCUAGGGCGCAUGCAAGGGCGAUGAUGGUUGGCAGAGCGGCGCGAGCAAAUCGGGUCGGAGCUUUGCAGGCACAAGCUGGUGCCGUUCGUGUUCCAAACCGAGCCGGCGGAGCCAACGCAGCGCUGGACAAUCCGAGAGGACCCCUUGGUCAUGGACUUGGUGGCCAUAUUGCAGGCCAUGGAGCUCAAGCACACCUAGCCCGUCCACAGCCAGUAUAUCAAGGUCUUGCGCAUCCUCAUCCCUUACAAGCACCACAGUUGGGAAUGCCCAACAUGGUCGGUUACAUGCCCAUCUACGGGCUACAGAGACCAGACGUUGGCCAGCUCGCUCAGCAAGCCCCCGUGCUACCCUUAGGCAAUGCAGCACCACACAGGUACGGCGAUGCACCUCACGGCUUACAGGCAGCCGCUGCUGAUCGACAUUUGGAACGUGACCAUGGCCCUGGGUACGUAUUGGGAGCCCGGAACAAUGGUUUGGGAGGACAACAAGGUCUCUUUGACGCAUUCGUGGAAGAUCCAUUCGGCGGCGGUGAUGCGGACCCGUUCGGUUUUGGCAGAAUCAUCCAGGGCGACCAGGCCCCGCCACGAUUUCCCGAGAUGCUGGCUCCUGGACAACCUCGCAACCAUGAACUAGGUCGCAAUGCUCAGCCGGAGCUUCGGGAGCAGCACGAGGCUCUUGCAUAUCGGACUGCAAGAGAGAGGCAGCGUAAUGCGUUGCAAAAUAUGGAAGAUCGGGCGGGUGGGGAUGGAACAGUUUACGAAUUGGCCUACGCGGAUCCGAGACGCAGACGACGUGGAGUGUUUCCUGGUGCGCCAAAUGCUGGAUAGGCGCGACUCGCUUACACUGGCUGUGAAGGAAAGACAUUGUCAUUCAUCGUGUGUUAUAUCUGCGUUUUGAGCGUGGUUUCGCAUCUUUCAAGCAGGCUUUUGGUUUUAGCGAGGCGUCUGUCAUUAGGUGACUGCUUGGUCUAGAUUCAGACCCAACAUUUAUACUGAAAGCAAAGUUCGUUCAUAG
This is a messenger RNA of Cercospora beticola, 3538 nucleotides long. Its product is annotated as E3 ubiquitin-protein ligase. Gene Ontology annotation, biological process: protein linear polyubiquitination; proteasome-mediated ubiquitin-dependent protein catabolic process. Gene Ontology annotation, molecular function: ubiquitin-protein transferase activity; ubiquitin binding. Gene Ontology annotation, cellular component: ubiquitin ligase complex. The record is from RefSeq and is a predicted model, not a curated record. NCBI's taxonomy places the organism in Eukaryota, Fungi, Ascomycota, Dothideomycetes, Mycosphaerellales, Mycosphaerellaceae.